Anas platyrhynchos (mallard) is the source of this 3772-nucleotide messenger RNA. RefSeq names its product metallophosphoesterase 1 (gene MPPE1). Gene Ontology annotation, cellular component: endoplasmic reticulum-Golgi intermediate compartment. The record is from RefSeq and is a predicted model, not a curated record. Lineage: Eukaryota; Metazoa; Chordata; Aves; Anseriformes; Anatidae. Gene Ontology annotation, molecular function: phosphoric diester hydrolase activity. Gene Ontology annotation, biological process: GPI anchor biosynthetic process; endoplasmic reticulum to Golgi vesicle-mediated transport.
UGUGUAGUGCGAUAGAAGCAGAAGAGCAACACACGGUGCAGAUCUGUGCUUUACCCCCUUUCUCCUCUGCUGACCCCACUUCUUGGCUCUGUGAGAGCCGGUGGAAGUUCUGCUGUGGCACUCCACGGGGCCAAGGAGCUAACUAACCUCCUGCUGUGGUGAAACAUCUCUGUAGAGGGAUAAACUGCUGGUUUAUCCCUGUUGGUGUAUUUUGGCUGCCCUGAAGACACUGGCAUAACCAGAGGACAACACCUCUGUGGCACAACUAUUUCUUCCCCGCACAAACGCCGGCAUUGCCACAGGGAUUUCGUACUGAUAUGAAGUCCCGCUUGGUCCUCUGACAAGACCUUACUAUUUUCACCUUGGAGAGGAGAACUUAGCCACUGGGAAAGACUCUGAUGCUGGUACUGCAAUGCUGACUUCCAGCUUGACCACUAUGAAGAAUCUUCCUUCGAAGAAGAGGAUCUAUUUCCUGCUGAAACUUGUGUGCUUUGUCAGCUCCGUGUUAAUGUUUUGUGAAUUUUUAAUUUACUAUGUGGUAAUUUUUCAAUGUCAAUGGCCAGAAGUGAAAGGUGGAGCUCACACAGGUAACACAGAGACUUCAGCUUCAGUCCUGAAGGCCAUAAUUUUAGCUGAUACUCACCUGCUUGGUGAAAUCAAAGGACAUUGGCUGGACAAAUUACGAAGGGAAUGGCAAAUGGAGAGAUCUUUCCAAUCUGCCAUGUGGUUACUGCAACCAGAUAUUGUUUUUAUUCUGGGAGAUGUCUUUGAUGAAGGAAAAUGGAGCUCACCUCAGGCAUGGGCUGAUGAUGUCAGGAGAUUUCGCAAAAUGUUUAAGUAUCCAGCUUCUACUGAACUGGUGGUUGUCGUUGGAAAUCAUGACAUUGGAUUUCAUUAUGAAAUGACCACAUACAAGGUAAAGCGAUUUGAAAAAGUUUUCAACUUUACUUCAGGAAAGCUAAUAACUCGAAAAGGAAUAAACUUUGUCGUAGUGAACAGCGUAGCCAUGGAGGGUGACGGCUGCGCUAUCUGCAGUACCUCAGAGGCAAAGCUUGUGGCGCUUUCUCACAAACUGAAUUGCUCCCAGCAGAACUGGAAUCAUUCCAACAAAGGGUGCAGUGACGUGGAAAAGCUUCCAGCUUCGGAACCAAUCCUUUUACAGCAUUACCCUUUCUAUCGGAAAAGUGAUGCUGAGUGUAGUGGAGAAGAUUCUGCCCCUCCAGAGGAGAAGAACAUCCCAUUUAAAGAGAAGUACGAUGUACUGUCUCAGGAGGCAUCGCAAAAGCUGCUAUGGUGGUUUCGUCCCCGUCUGAUUCUCAGUGGGCACACCCAUAGUGCUUGUGAAGUGCUGCAUGCGGGGAAAAUUCCAGAGAUCAGCGUCCCAUCGUUCAGUUGGAGGAAUAGAAACAAUCCUAGUUUCAUCAUGGGCAGCAUAACACCAACUGACUUCUCCCUCCAAAAAUGCUUCCUUCCGCAUGAGAGCACAGUCUUUACUAUAUACUGUGCAGCAGGUGCUCUGCUCGUAAUCCUGAUACUAGCUCAUUUUCAGCUUCUCACUCCACCAUUUUAUUUUGCUCAGCAUUUAAUCAGUAAGCAUAAAGCAGUAUGAAGAGCCAAACAUCUGCAUUCAGUCACUGAAAUACCAAAGCUGAGAACAGUCAAACAUCAGACUAUAUUCAUGCCAGCAAAUGACCUAAUUUGAUUGCUAGUCUGAAGGCAGGUUGCAUUUACACAUACCAUAGAAGUCCUAUACAGCUGAUAUGACUACUACAGGAUAAAUAAUUAACCAAAAUGAACGUUUCAUGCUGUACAAAAAUACUGUAUUCUACAAUCAAAUGAGUCCUUUUCCUGCUAUAAUUUUUGUAUCAAAUAUGUAUAUUAAAAGUUUAACUGUACAUUAUGUAAAUCCUAUAGCCUCAUCACUUAUCUGCACUAGUGUCUUACCCUGGUGGAGGCUCAGUCCUGCAAACUGGAAACGUUUCUCUGUUUUAUUGCUGCAUGGCCCUUCUAAUGUCAUAGGUCUGUUUGUUAGGGUCAGGCAGAAGCUAGAUACAUCAGCACUGAGAGAUGCAGAUUUCCGUAACCUUUAUAGGAUGUCAUAUGUAAGGGACUGUAGUUUGGGACAAGAAAUCUUCCAGUUCCUGACAUAUUAAACUGUUAGCUGACUACAAAUUGCAGUUAUCGCCUACCAGACAACAACAGGAAGAAGCCUCGCAGAUCCAGUUUGCUGAUACACACCUGAAACCUGCUUUAAAAAAAAAAUAAAUUAGGGCGACACCUCAAGCUGCUAUUUUUAAAAAGAUGUGCUAUGAUGAGCUUAAAAAAGAGGGCCCUAUUGCAUCCCAGAGAUCUGUGUGGUGAGGGGCCCUCCAGUUGCCGAUCUUCUGCAAGAAGGAAGGUCAAAUACAGCUGCAGUAACAUUAUCCUAUGCCUUGGCCCUCAGUCUACAGACAGCUAGGGAUAGGAAUGCACGUUAGUUUGGAUUCCUGCAGGGCCGCCAAGUUUUGUUAGCUUUCUUGUAGAGUCACAUUUUGAACUGCACUAGCUCUUUGCUGGGGAGGGGGAGACCGCCAGCACCGGCAGCAGCACGGAGGGUGUAAGGUCUGAGCUCAGCCUCGUUGCGUGCCGUGUCUCAGGGAGGAUGCGACAAAUCCUGACCGCUUCUCCCCACCCGCCCCAGGAAGAACAGAGGGGCUGCUGCACACCAGGACCGGCUUUCCUUCUGGCAUUCCUGCAGCGGCUGGGAGCUCUAGCCUGAACUCUUGGGGUAGGGGUUAUUUUUGGAGAAAAGCCUAUCCUUUGUUGUUCGUUCUGAUUCUUUGGCAUGGGAAGCGAGGGGAUCUUUGCAUCUGGGGAUCUUGUUUGCUAGCUUAGUCCACCCAGCCUUCCGCUUUCUGGGAAAUAUCUGCUGACUAAAUUGAACUGACACGUAUUAAAAUAUACACCUUUCUGAGAAGAGGAGAUGCUCACAUUAUAGUAUCUAAAAGGGGGUUAUUUAUCAUCAAAUAGAAACAAGUAUAGAAUUUGGCUGUAGUCUGACUUUAAAAGAUGACUGAUUAAGGUUUCUAACUAGCAACGAUGUGGAUAGUAAAUCAUUAAUCAAACCUGCUGAUUUAUAAUGCCAAUGCUGGGAAUGUGUUAGCUCUUAAUCUCUCCCUAAAUUUAAAAUGAAGAGUGGGAAUGGUCCGAAGUGUGGUAAAACACUCUAUAAAGUAAUGUAGUCUAACACUUCUCUAGGUUUCUGUUAUUGCAACUGUAAUUUUAGACAUUUGUACAGGUUAUCUUGGACACAGGAAAAGUAUAUAGUCACAGACAUAAAACACCUAUGUAUAAAAUAUAAAGCAGUGUUAUAGUUACUAAAAAGGACAUGCCUUAUUGCUACAGCAAUUCUUGCUUUUUAUAUAUUGUACUGUACCACAACUUGUUUUGAGAAUGUCAUUUGCAUAAAUUAUUCAAGUUUGAGAAAUAUUCACACAUUUUGAUUCUACAAUAUUUAAAAUAAAACAAUUUUCUAAUGUGUCUCUUUAUUAAAAGAGAAAUAAAAAUGUCAUCUUGUAAUUCUCUUAGGCCAGACACAAGGGUUUAUACACCUUUUUUCUUCUUUCUCGCUAUUUACUUGCACAAUGAAAGCCGCUGUUGGUACAAAGAUUGAAGAGCUCUAUAUAAUGGUGCUUUACACAUUCACAAUCGGUCUGUGCAAUUGUGAAGUUCUAUGAAUGACCAAAGAAUUACCAAACAUAUUUUCUAAAUAUAAAGGAAAAAAAAAAAAAAA